Messenger RNA from Cynocephalus volans (Philippine flying lemur), 900 nucleotides. RefSeq names its product taste 2 receptor member 4 (gene TAS2R4). The record is from RefSeq and is a predicted model, not a curated record. The coding region runs from base 1 to 900 and encodes 299 amino acids. Gene Ontology annotation, biological process: G protein-coupled receptor signaling pathway; sensory perception of taste; detection of chemical stimulus involved in sensory perception of bitter taste. Lineage: Eukaryota; Metazoa; Chordata; Mammalia; Dermoptera; Cynocephalidae. Gene Ontology annotation, cellular component: membrane. Gene Ontology annotation, molecular function: bitter taste receptor activity; G protein-coupled receptor activity. The transcript has a single exon.
AUGCUUCAGGUGUUCUCUUUCUCUGUUAUUACUGCCUCAGUUAUUUUUAAUUUUGUAGGAAUCAUUAUGAGUCUGUUUAUUACAGUGGUCAAUUAUAAGACUUGGGUCAAAAACCAUGGAAUCUCCUCUUCUGAUAGGAUCCUGUUCAGCUUGGGCAUCACCAGAUUUCUUACACUAGGAUUGCUUCUACUGAGCACUAUUUACAUCAUCUCUCCAAACGUUGAAAGGUCAGUCUACUUGUCUGCCUUUGUUUUGUUGUGUUGGAUGUUUUUGGACUCUAGCAGUCUCUGGUUUGUGACCUUGCUCAACAUCUUGUACUGUGUGAAGAUUUCUAACUUCCAACACUCAGUUUUUCUCCUGCUGAAACGGAAUAUCUCCCUGAAAAUCUCCAGGCUGCUGCUGAUCUGUGUGCUGAUUUCUGCCUUCACCACUCUCCUGUAUGUUGUGCUCAGCCAGACGUCACCUUUUCCUGAGCUUAUGACUAGGAGAAAUGGCACAUUAUUUGACACGAAUGAGGGCAUCUUGUGUUUGGUGGCCUCUUUUUUCCUGAGCUAUUUUAUCCAGUUCACCAUUAAUGUGACUUCUGCUUCCUUGUUAAUACAUUCCUUGAGGAGACACAUACGGAAGAUGCAGAAAAACGCCACUGUUUUUUGGCAUCCCCGGACUGAAGCUCAUGUAGGUGCCAUGAAGCUGAUGAUCUAUUUCCUCAUCCUCUAUAUUCCAUAUUCAAUUGCGACCCUGAUCCAUUUUCUCCCUUCUUACGUGGGGAUGGGUUUGGGAGUCAGAUCCACUUGUAGGAUUAUUGCCACCCUUUAUCCGUCAGUACAUUCUUUUCUUAUUAUUUUUACACAUCCAAAACUGAAAACUAAAGCAAGGAAGAUUCUUUGUUUCAAUAAGUAG